Messenger RNA from Capsicum annuum, 865 nucleotides. RefSeq names its product zinc finger CCCH domain-containing protein 67-like. Gene Ontology annotation, molecular function: mRNA binding; metal ion binding. NCBI's taxonomy places the organism in Eukaryota, Viridiplantae, Streptophyta, Magnoliopsida, Solanales, Solanaceae. The record is from RefSeq and is a predicted model, not a curated record.
GGUUAGGGUUAGGGCUCGAAUCCCGAGAUUCCGGGACAUCGUCGUUACCGUCCGAUCCGAAUUCCCAAAACCCUAAUCAGAAUCAACCGAAAUCCGAUGAUCACGACGAUGAUGAGAUGACGAUGCAAGUCAUCUGUGAAGAGCUUCAGAAUCUGAUCUUGAGCAGGGCAUUGGAUGAGGAGAAAGGAAGUGAAGAUCGCGGAGAAAGUGGGAGAAUUGAGGUUGGAAAUGUUGAAGGGAAUGAUGAUGAGGGGUGGGGAUACGAAGAAAGCGGUGAAUUUGGUUAUGAUCAGUAUGAUGAUGAGGGUGGGGAUGGAAAUCGGAGUGGGAAUGAGGAUGAUGGGGGAAAUGAGAAUGGAUAUGAAGGGGAUUUGAAGGAAGUAGGAGGGUUUAAUGGGAACAGGAUUAAUACGAGGAAGUUUACUUAUCCUUUAAGACCUGAUGCUCAGGAUUGUCCUUAUUAUAUGAAAACAGGGAUGUGUAAAUUUGGAUCCAAUUGCAAGUUUAAUCACCCUUCCCGGGGAAAAUUCCAGGGGACAAAGGAGAAGGGGAAGCAAAGGGAAGAAAGCCAGGAGAGGCCGGGGCAGAUUGAGUGCAAGGUUGGUGGAAUUUAUCAUUGUUACCAAUCAGGGAAGAAAAGGCAAAUCUUUGGAUAUACUGUUCUUGUUUUUUUAUGUGUAAUUACUUUGAUCGAGGUCCGAGGAUAAAGAUAUCAUAACGUGGUUCUGUCUUGUCUUUCCUGAAAUUCAGAAUGCUUAGAUUCAUUGACAAACCUUCUCUUUGGCGUUCCAAAUUAAUGCCAACACAUAACUUUUGCCAAUAGCUGGUUCAGGAUUAUAUACCCCACUCUUAACACUAUAUUAAA